CGCUUCCCGUGGAAGUGACGCAGUUGCUGGAGCAAAACAAGCACAUGUGAGCUCCACAUUUAAGUAGUGCUCCACACAACUUGACUCUGUGACCCAGGGUUAUGGACACAUCUCGACAUUACCCUCCGCCUGACUUCGGCAGUCCUCCGCCGAACUCCAUCCAUGUCUUCCAGCAACAGACACAGCAGCAUGACUCGCAGAAGGCCCACACCAGCAACUUCCAUGCCAGUAUGUGGACCUGGAGCGAGGCUCCCCACGACUCCAGGUGGAGCUACGGUCAGCAAGCAGGAUGGCAUCAAGGUCAAACGUUUGGCCCUGAAAGACAUCAGAGUGGACAGUAUGGCUGGAAACAAAACUAUAAACCACCAUUUAACCAUGGAAAAAAGAAACAAAAGAAAGAACCAGAAUUCCCCCAUUACUGUGACACUUGUGACCGUGGCUUCAAAAACAUGGAGAAAUAUGAUGAACACAUGUCCCAGCAUGUAAAGUGUUCUGUGCCAGACUGCAGCUUCAGAGCUCAUGAAAAAAUUGUCAGCAUCCACUGGAAAAAUACUCAUGCACCAGGAAAGAAGAGAAUCAAACUGGACACACCAGAGGAGAUUUCAAAAUGGAGAGAGGAGAGACGCAAAAAUUAUCCAACUCUUGAGUGUAUAGAAAAAAAGAGAAAGGUGAUGGAGGUGAGGAACGAAGUGGGAGCUGUCCUAGACAACACUCAGUUUGGACGGAUGAGGGGCAGAGGUCGAGGGCGUGGCCGAGGCCGGGGCCACAGAUGGGAUAACAGAAUGUUCCAAGAUCCAAGCCCACGAGGCCCACACCAACGGGAGAGCAGUGCUUCAGACAAAUCUUCACGACCUCCACAGACCCUGAGAGAUGCAGACCCAUUGGGGGUGCUCGUGAAUAGUGACCAUGGUGUGCAGUCUCAAACGAUAAAACAUUCCGACAAGGAGGAUUCAGCUGCUGACCCCAUGGCCAGUGUCUUUGUAGCCCCUAAACAGAUGAGCUCCGCCCUGGGCUCCUUGGUGGCCAACUACGGCUCCUCAAGUGGGAGUGAAAGUGACUCAGAGCCGGAAGCCAUGGCUGUCCGAAAAAUCAGAGAUGUUCUUCAAGAAAAUCAGGUUCUACUAUCAGACUCAGAGGACACGAGCAUGGUAAUGUCUUCACAUGGGACAGAGCGAAACACUGGCGUAAACACAACAAACGGCAGAAGAGGACAAGGAAAAGCGAGGGGAGGAAGAGGAAGAGGAAGAGGAAGAUGUGGUGGGAAACAACAAGACACAGGGAAAAAACCUCAUCCAACUCUACUUGAGAUGCUCCUUGCUCCUGAUAUUCGCCACGAGAGGAACGUUCUCCUGCAGUGUGUAAGGUAUAUUGUCCGCAACAACUUUUUUGGCCUGGACAGACCUCAACCAAAUGGGGAGCUCAAAUCCAUAGAAAUGCAUGAUAAAAGACAGGAACAGGCUUUUGAUUCCCAGGAAGUGAGGGCUUCACCUAGGCCUGUCUCUGAGGAUGAGGGAGAAAGAAACUCAGAACAAAUGGGCCCAGAAGUCAGAGACAUUGAAAGUCAGGGGGAUUUAGAAACAAACUUAGCUGCCGGUUUAGCCGACCAAGACUUACUUUCUACACAGAGGGUGACAGACACGGCAGGCACAAACACCACAGAUAUUACCAUAUCUGCACCUCAUUUGUAUGACGAUGACAUCUGGGAAACUUCAGAUGUAGUCUGUAAAGUGUAAACAUAUUACUUUAUUUGAUCAUUGUUUUUGUUUUAAAAUUUAAAAUAGAGACAAUGCUAUUAUAUCAUUUGUUUGUCAUUAUGUCAAGAUAAAUCUGAUAACUUUUUUUUCCACAAAGGCAUAUACUGUAUGCUUGUGAAUUUUUUUUUGUAAUCUUGAUUGUAACUUACAGAACCAAAUUUUCUGGUGAAAUAAAUGUAUUUAAUCAAGCAUUGAAAUAUUUUAAUUAAGUUCUGUUAUUAUGGUAAUAGACGUUUAGGUAAUUUGGUAAUUGUCAAAGUUUGCUCACUACAAAUAUAAUAUUUUUUAAUGAUUUAUAAACACAACUGCAUACAAUUUCUUACAACAUUGGCUGGAUAAUAAAUCCUGAUGGUCAGCUAAUUAAUUAACCAAUGUGGAAGGUUCUCUACUUGAAUAUUUUGAAAGACAUGAUAAUAUUCCUACAGUACACUGUUUGAAUUCCAUGAACAUGAAGUCCAUGUUCGAAAAGGUCCUCUUUUCAUGGCAAGUCAAAAAUAAAGAUG
Cynoglossus semilaevis (tongue sole) is the source of this 2257-nucleotide messenger RNA. RefSeq names its product nuclear FMR1 interacting protein 1 (gene nufip1). The record is from RefSeq and is a predicted model, not a curated record. Bases 102 to 1733 code for a protein of 543 amino acids. Gene Ontology annotation, molecular function: RNA binding. Gene Ontology annotation, cellular component: nucleus. The transcript is spliced from 10 exons. Gene Ontology annotation, biological process: box C/D snoRNP assembly. Lineage: Eukaryota; Metazoa; Chordata; Actinopteri; Pleuronectiformes; Cynoglossidae.